GCAGUUGGUGAAACUCCUCUGCCUCCCGCUCAUCUUUUCAUUGCUUGCUCCACUCCUUCCCGCAGACGCGGACCUCCCCUGGGCGCCAGCUCCUCGGCUCCAACGGGUCCAGAAACAAGCCGGGUUUUUUUUUUUUUUUCUUCUUCCUGGAAAUUGGCUUUGGUGCGCUUUGCCCUACCUCCCUCCGCCCCCUCCCUCCCCCCCUUUUUUUUUUUGAGACUUGGCCGGGGCAGUGGCUCCUGGAAGAGGAACAAGUGUGGGAAAAGGGAGAGGAAACCGGAGCUAAAUGACAGGAUGCAGGCGACUUGAGACACAAAAAGAGAAGCGUUUCUCUCGGAUCAAGGCAUUGCUUCGCUGCUUCCCUUUCUCCGAGACGGGCUGAGGAUUUCACGGCUCCGGGCGGAGUUGCAGCGCUUCGGAUUGUUUCGACUGCCCUCUUUGCUUGCUGUGUCUACCCCGGCACGUUCUCGUUCUGCCGCGUUGCCUGGGGACCCGGCGAAGGGAGAAUGGAGAGCGGGCUGCCGCUGCUCUGCGCCGCGCUCGCCCUCGCCCUCGCCCUGGCCGGCGCUUUCCGCAACGAUAAAUGUGGCGAUACUAUAAAAAUUGAAAGCCCCGGCUAUCUUACGUCUCCUGGUUAUCCUCAUUCUUAUCACCCAAGUGAAAAAUGUGAAUGGCUGAUUGAGGCUCCGGACCCAUACCAGAGAAUUAUGAUCAACUUCAACCCCCACUUUGAUUUGGAGGACAGAGACUGCAAGUAUGACUAUGUGGAGGUCAUCGACGGAAGAAAUGAAAAUGGACGCUUAUGGGGAAAGUUCUGUGGCAAGAUCGCGCCUUCUCCUGUGGUGUCUUCGGGGCCAUUUCUUUUUAUCAGAUUUGUCUCUGACUAUGAAACGCAUGGUGCGGGAUUUUCCAUACGUUAUGAAAUUUUCAAGAGAGGUCCUGAGUGUUCCCAGAACUAUACAAUGCCCAGUGGAGUGAUAAAGUCCCCUGGGUUCCCUGAAAAAUAUCCCAACAGCCUUGAAUGCACUUAUAUUAUCUUUGCGCCAAAGAUGUCGGAGAUUAUCCUGGAAUUUGAAAGCUUUGACCUGGAGCCCGACUCAAAUCCUCCAGGAGGGAUGUUCUGUCGCUAUGACCGGCUAGAAAUCUGGGAUGGAUUCCCCGAUGUUGGCCCUCACAUUGGGCGCUACUGUGGACAGAAAACACCAGGUCGUGUCCGUUCCUCUUCGGGCAUUCUAUCCAUGGUUUUUUAUACUGACAGUGCAAUAGCAAAAGAAGGUUUCUCAGCAAACUACAGUGUCUUGCAGAGCAGUGUCUCCGAAGAUUUCAAAUGCAUGGAAGCUCUGGGCAUGGAAUCAGGAGAGAUUCAUUCUGACCAAAUCACGGCUUCUUCCCAGUAUAGCACCAAUUGGUCCGCAGAGCGCUCCCGCCUCAACUACCCCGAGAACGGGUGGACCCCUGGCGAGGACUCCUACAGGGAGUGGAUCCAGGUGGACUUGGGCCUCCUGCGUUUUGUCACUGCCGUCGGGACACAGGGUGCCAUUUCCAAGGAAACCAAGAAGAAAUACUACGUCAAGACUUACAGAAUAGAAAUUAGCUCCAACGGGGAAGACUGGAUCACCAUAAAAGAAGGAAAUAAACCUGUUGUCUUCCAGGGAAACACCAACCCCACAGAUGUUGUGUAUGGAGUUUUCCCCAAACCACUGAUAACUCGAUUUGUUCGAAUCAAACCUAUGACUUGGGAAACUGGCAUAUCAAUGAGAUUUGAAGUAUAUGGUUGCAAGAUAACAGAUUACCCUUGCUCUGGAAUGCUGGGCAUGGUGUCUGGACUUAUUUCUGACUCCCAGAUUACAGCAUCGAACCAAGCGGACAGAAACUGGAUGCCCGAAAACAUCCGCCUGGUGACCAGUCGCUCGGGCUGGGCCCUGCCACCCACGCCUCAUCCCUACGUAAACGAGUGGCUCCAGGUGGACCUGGGAGAGGAGAGGAUCGUGCGUGGCGUCAUCAUUCAGGGCGGGAAGCACCGAGAGAACAAGGUGUUCAUGAGGAAGUUCAAGGUCGGGUACAGCAACAAUGGCUCGGACUGGAAGAUGAUCAUGGACGACAGCAAGCGCAAGGCGAAGUCUUUCGAGGGUAACAACAACUAUGACACACCUGAGCUGCGGACUUUUCCAGCUCUUUCCACACGAUUCAUCAGAAUCUACCCCGAGAGAGCCACUCAUGGCGGGUUAGGGCUGAGAAUGGAGCUGCUCGGCUGUGAAGUGGAAGCACCUACAGCUGGACCAACCACUCCCAAUGGGAACCCGGUGGACGAGUGUGAUGACGACCAGGCCAACUGCCACAGUGGAACAGGUGAUGACUUCCAGCUCACAGGUGGUACCACCGUGUUGAGCACAGAAAAGCCGACAGUAUUAGACAGCACCAUACAAUCAGAGUUUCCAACAUAUGGUUUUAACUGUGAAUUUGGCUGGGGCUCUCACAAGACAUUCUGUCACUGGGAACACGACAAUCACGUGCAACUCAAGUGGAGUGUGCUGACCAGCAAAACAGGACCCAUCCAGGAUCACACAGGAGAUGGCAACUUUAUCUACUCCCAAGCUGAUGAAAAUCAGAAAGGCAAAGUGGCCCGCCUGGUGAGCCCCGUGGUCUACUCCCAGAACUCUGCCCACUGCAUGACCUUCUGGUAUCACAUGUCUGGUUCCCACGUCGGCACACUGAGGGUCAAACUGCGCUACCAGAAGCCAGAGGAGUAUGACCAGCUGGUCUGGAUGGCCAUCGGACACCAAGGAGACCACUGGAAGGAAGGGCGCGUCUUGCUCCACAAGUCUCUGAAACUGUACCAGGUGAUUUUUGAGGGCGAAAUCGGAAAAGGAAAUCUUGGUGGGAUUGCUGUGGACGACAUUAGUAUUAAUAACCACAUUUCGCAAGAGGACUGUGCAAAACCGGCAGACCUGGAUAAAAAGAACCCAGAAAUUAAAAUUGAUGAAACAGGGAGCACCCCAGGAUAUGAGGGCGAGGGGGAAGGCGACAAGAACAUCUCCAGGAAGCCGGGCAACGUGCUGAAGACCUUGGACCCCAUCCUCAUCACCAUCAUAGCCAUGAGCGCCCUGGGCGUGCUCCUGGGUGCCAUCUGCGGGGUCGUGCUGUACUGUGCCUGUUGGCACAACGGGAUGUCAGAAAGAAACUUGUCCGCCCUGGAGAACUAUAACUUUGAACUUGUGGAUGGCGUGAAGUUGAAAAAAGACAAACUGAAUACACAAAAUACUUACUCGGAGGCAUGAAGGUGGACAGAGAUGGAAAGACCCGUAAUCAGAGACUUGAGGUGGAAGGACGUGGCGUGCGUGUGCUGGAGACUGUCCGUCUUCUCUCACUGGACAGGCUGGGAAGUGCGUGACGCUGAGCCAGGCUUUUCUCAGGAGCUUCAACGAGUGUGACCGACAGACAUGGACAAGUGAGCUGUGUUAACAAUCGGAAUCAUGUACAGUCAGCCUUUUCCUGUUGGUUUAAUUUGAAUCGUCAGAUGCUGGUGUUGAGACCAAGUAUGAUCGACUUAAUUCAUUUCGGCUUCCUCCUCCCCUUCUCUCUCCUCCUCUCUCUCUCUCUCUCCUCCUUCUUUAUAUGGAUUCUUUUCGGAAACUGUGCAAAAUCCAAGAUGCUGGCACCAAGUGUAUUGAGUGGGGCCCUUUUGACAGAUGCGCUACCUGUAGCCCAGUGCCCAGAACAUAUUCGAAUAACUGCGUUCCAAUGGACUUCCGAAGUUGUACUUGUGUAUAAUUGCCCGCGUCGUGCAUAGGCAAAGGAGGAUUAGGGUGUUUUCUUUUAAAAGUACUGUAGCCUCAGUACCGGUAUAGUGUGUCAGCUCUGUUUACGAAGCAAUACCGUCAGAUUUUCUUGAUGUUUUUCCAGUGUUGUACUCAACCUCGUGCUUGUGAACUCCAUACAGAAAACUGUGCCAUCACCAAACACUGCUGGCAACUGCGUGUACUGCUGCCAACCGCAACAACAACAAAAAAAUCCUUGGCACUGGCUAGUCUAUGUCCCCUCAAGUGCCUUUUUGUUUGUACUGGUCCAUUGUGUCACAUUGACGACCCACUCUGUUUCCCGCUGGUGAAAGCCCUCCUCUUUAAUCAAACCCUGGUGGCCCACUGACUAAGAAGAAAGUAUAUUUUAGUGUGAGACGUCAGCCCCCCGGGAAGGCAAGGGCUCUGAAGAUUUGGCAAUGUGGCUUAAUCGUUCUGCUUUUUCUGUAGUUCAAUUUCAUGUCUCUUGACCCUUUUGUAUAAAGCUGCGAUAUUCUCUCUUUAUUGUUCUUUCAUAUGGAAUGUAUUUUCAAAUGUAAACUCUUUCUCUUUCUCUCCUAUUGCUCUGUCUUUUUUUCUCUCUUAGAAUUUAAGCAUUUGCCAUUUUCCAGAAAAGAAACUUGCAGCUUUAACCUGCUGGGAAUGGUAAACAAUUUUACUAGACUUUAUGUUUAAGAAUGAAUAAAUAAAUAAGGGAAAUUCCUAACUUUGCCCUCCAAAGUCUAACUUUGGUUUUCUUGUUAACUGGUUAAAGUGACAGUAUCUUUUUUCCUUAAGCCGUUUGUCAAUCUUUUGUGAUCAAAAUGAUCUUCCAUAGAAAUGUUUGCAUUUCGUAGAAAUAAUGGCAAAUUGAGGGAAGAGAUGAUAUUAAUUGGCUUUCAAAUGAGACCCAGAGGAAGGAUUGAAUAAAAUCUUCCAAAUAUCUGAAAACAUGAGAUUUUUUACAUCCAAAUAUGCAAAAAUGACCCAUGAGAAACCUUCUUGUUUUGAUGUUGAGUCAGACAAAGGGGAGUGGAAGGAAGUUAAUUUAAGAAAGAAACUAUAAAUCCUGAUGCGGGGGCAGGGAAGGUGAAGUAUUUUAAGAUAAGAGUGGGGGAAACAGGUAAAGUCAAAACAAAUGUUUUUAAAAAUCCAUUCAACAGCAACCUUGAAAAAAAGUAGACUUGAAUGAAUGCUUCUAGGAACUUCCAUUCUAGAAACUUCCAGCAGCUCACAAAGAAUAAGCCUGCCUUGAGGCUGACAAGACCUAAGCCUCUAACAGCACAGAGGAGUGAAUAUCUUAUCAGGCAGUAUAUGAAUUAACCCAAAGAAGCUUUGGUUGUUUUGGGUGUAUUUUUGUCAUGACGUGUUGUACUUAAGAUUUUUUUACAUCUUCCUCCUUUCCCGCAGUGCUGUAGGUCUCACUGAAAUACAUUUGUUGAGAGUCACGUUUGCAUCCUACACAGGACAGUCCAUUCAUCUUGGUUAAAUUGGAUUGAGAAUGCCUUUUGUUUCCAGGAAAGUAUUGAUCCCCUCGAAAGAAGAAUAGUUUUUUGUCCCCAGAGGCAUUCGUUUAGUUGCUAUAAUCAUGCCAGAAGGAAAGCACUAAGGAAGAUUUGAUUUUUUUUUUCUUUUAAGGUAAACAGACUUAAAGUUAUCCUCAGCCAAGGAAAAAUGAUACUGCAACUUUAAAAUUUUAAAGUAUCUUGCACUGAUAAAUAUAUUUAAAAAUUAUAUGUUUAUAAAGUUAUUAAUUUGUAAAGGCAGUGUUACAAAAUGUUCAGUUUAUAUUGUUUUAGAUUGUUUUGUAAUUUUUAAAGGUAUAAAAUAACGUAUUUUUUCUUUAUUGAAAUCUAUAAAACUUUCUGUAGUAAAAUGUUUUCAUUUUACUGGUAUAUUAUUGCUUCAUGUUUUGUACCAUCGUAAGAUUUUGUGCAGAUUUUUUUUUACAGAAAUUUUUAUUUUCUAUGACAAUAUGACACUUGUAAAUUGUUGUUUCAAAAUGAACAGCGAAGCCUUAACUUUAAAUGACAUUUGUAUUCUCAGACACUGAGUAACAUAAAAACCACAUAGAACUGAACUGUAACUUAAAUUCCAAACUAUGACUACUACAUUCCAAAGAAACAGUUGAAUUAAACAUUUUCAUAAAAUA
Propithecus coquereli (Coquerel's sifaka) is the source of this 5928-nucleotide messenger RNA. It is a transcript of the gene NRP1, whose product is annotated as neuropilin 1. Bases 507 to 3278 code for a protein of 923 amino acids. Lineage: Eukaryota; Metazoa; Chordata; Mammalia; Primates; Indriidae. Gene Ontology annotation, cellular component: membrane. Gene Ontology annotation, biological process: axon guidance; vascular endothelial growth factor signaling pathway; angiogenesis. The record is from RefSeq and is a predicted model, not a curated record. The transcript is spliced from 17 exons. Gene Ontology annotation, molecular function: semaphorin receptor activity; vascular endothelial growth factor receptor activity.